Messenger RNA from Ostrea edulis (European flat oyster), 1088 nucleotides. RefSeq lists its product as uncharacterized. The record is from RefSeq and is a predicted model, not a curated record. The coding region runs from base 291 to 734 and encodes 147 amino acids. The transcript has 2 exons. Lineage: Eukaryota; Metazoa; Mollusca; Bivalvia; Ostreida; Ostreidae.
ACAUUUCGGGAGAGUUUUAUCAAUUGACUGGGUUUAUUUAGCAGCGCGACAGAGCUUGUGAUAUUGUCAUACUACGAAAUGACAUGAACAAUACCAAAGGAAAGUUGAUCUUCUCCUGGUGGUAAAAGUUUGCACUCGAAAAUAUUUCGCUCCGUGUGGGAACCCACCAGAGCGAAAAUCUAUUGAAUCCCUUCCAGACCUGGCACGCGGGGACUAUAAGUACGGGAGAGCUUCGUCAAUUCUUCACUUAAAAUUGUUCUUGCUCACUGAAAAGGACUCGGCGAUCUACAAUGUCAACUGAAAGAAUUAACCUCGCUUUGGCUACCCUAAGAAAUGAAAUGAACGAAAUAAGAAGUCAGGAUGUAACGAUUAUGAAACAGUUGAUUAGUCUGAACAGCACGUUGAAAGAAAUGAACAAAUUCUCAACAAAGACUCGCCUCAAUAGAAACUCUAGUCGACGUUCCUUGGAACCUUUAUCGAGAAAAUCAAGCAUGGAUUCUCUGCUUUCCGCUUCCACUGACAGUCUCAACUCCACCAAUUCUGAUGACAGCAAUAUUUCUAUGACGUCACGUAUUUUACCGUCUGCUGUUAUGACUCUACCUAAUAACGAGACUGAACUUUCCGAAAGCCAGUAUCGCGGAAUCCUGAUGACAAACAUCAAGCUCUGGAAGCUCUCUCAGAAUGACGACACUUCAUCCAUCUAUAAUUUUUCUGAUCAAGAGGGGGAUGUGUGACGAAAUACCCAAAAAUCAUAUUUCCCGACUCCUUGGGAGUUUUGUUACUUCAUAGCAGCUACUCGAGAUCUCCAUAGAGGUAGCAAAGAGGAAACCUGGACAAUACAGCCCGGGUAUACGUAGAAACAGUUGAUAUCAAAUUGAAAUACGAUAAUAACAGUAGGAUUUAUCAGCUGAAUAGUAAACGAUGAAAACGCCAUUGGACUAGUUGUCAAACCCUUGGGACACUGUUGACGUACACAUGGAGUCAAUGAACAGAACCUCCAGAAAUCCAGUUGUGUCUUAAUGCCUGUUGUAGAGCUUUGCUACAAUAACCUACUGUAUACAAAAAUAAAACAUGAGUGAAAACCUGUU